ACAGGCCUCUCUCUGUGUUCUCCUUUAACUCGGGGGAGUGAGUGACAGGAAAGACAGAUAAAAAACGUCUGAGAGAGUGCGGGGGCGAUGUGCUGGACAGGUCAAAUGGUGGACAGGAGCACGUUUAACCGGGUUAUUCCUCACUUUCUCUUUAAAAUGGAGUGGAACGGAACGUAAUGUUGGAGUGCUGGGCUAACAGGGCAUGGAUCUGAGCAAGGUGCUGCUUGUGCUGCUGAGUAUGGUCGUCUCUGAACUGCCUCAGGUUCAAUCCAAACCGCUGGACUUUGUGUGUGACAGUGAGGCCAGGAGGGUCAUGAACAAGGUCAAGGAGCUGGAAGAGGACAUGGUGGACUGCGGAGCUGCGGCCUCCCUCCCUUCUCCAAUCCGACUGCCCUGCAUCAGAGUUCAUAAAGCCACCUGGGCAAAGAAGUCUGUCCGGCAGCGUCAGGCUGAAGUCCUGCUGUCUCUGGGUUCUCUGGUGCAGGAUGUCCGGCGAGCGCAGGCUCAGAGCCAGCCGAGCUGUGGGCUAAACCUGCUGGAGCGUUUGGAGCGCAGCAUCAGUAACUACCUGCAUGUGCUGACACAACUCCACAGCGAGCAGGGGGAGUCAGAGAGCGCCCAGGAUCCGGUCUGUCUGGGGCAGAACUCUCAGGAUUUCGGGGUGGUUCUGAGGCACUUCGACCGGCUGAUCUCCGGAAAGCUGGAAUUGCUCAUUACAGACAUGGCUCAGGCCUGUUAGACCAACAUUCACGCUUCCAAACCCUCCCAGACGGCUUCUUCGCUUUCAGCACUGCACCGUGUUGGCAGAUGAGUCCUUUCAUCAUAAGCCUGAAGCCACCUUCAAGAAAAUGGAGGGCCAGACACAGACACUGGAUGCCUCCGUCUGCUGGGGUUUAAUAAGAAAAGAUGGAGCCACAGCGCCAUCUGCUGGAGAAAAGCUGUACUGCUGGGACAAACUGAGUCCGGAUGAGUCAUGAAGCAAAGCAGGAGGCAAACAUGUAAAGAAAAUUGUAACUGAACUGCUGGAUUCUUUCAUCUUUGUGUUUUUGGACAUUGCUGUAAAUGUAAAAAUAUUAUUUUUGUAUGGAGAAGUUGUAUUUUACCUUUAGAGAAAGGCACUAACAUUGUCACUGAUGCACUCCUUUCUCAUAAUUGGAUGACAUGCUUUUUUUUAACUUCAUUCCAGCAUUAAUGAACAGAGUAGUGUUCAUUUUUUGCUCUAAACCCUAUUUAAGUCCAUUUCCAUUCCUUUUUUAGCAUUAUUGUUUUGAAAUAACCGUAUUUUUAUGAAAAUGACAAUUAAAAACUGGGAAUGUUUAACUUAACUAAAGACUGCUUUACACACAGGCAACAUUUUUGGCAGCUGUAUUCAGGCUAUGUAAUGGAUUUCCGACAACAGAUAAACCUUAAUUCCAAAUCUAACGCACAUACAUUCUUUGGCCACUUUAUUAGAAACACCUACCUUGUGCUUCCACUCACUGGCCACUUUAUUGGAAGCACCC
This is a messenger RNA of Colossoma macropomum (tambaqui), 1502 nucleotides long. It is a transcript of the gene thpo, whose product is annotated as thrombopoietin. Gene Ontology annotation, biological process: cell population proliferation. NCBI's taxonomy places the organism in Eukaryota, Metazoa, Chordata, Actinopteri, Characiformes, Serrasalmidae. Bases 203 to 739 code for a protein of 178 amino acids. Gene Ontology annotation, cellular component: extracellular region. The record is from RefSeq and is a predicted model, not a curated record. The transcript has 5 exons. Gene Ontology annotation, molecular function: cytokine activity; hormone activity.